UUUUAAUUUUAUUUAAUAAAAUUAACAUGCAAGCUUAUUAUUGUCAAGUUUUAUGUGCAGAUUUGCAGUGCUGUAUAGUUUCUAUUGUGAAUGUGUAAAACUUAGUUUUGUUACUUGUUUGUAGUUGUUUCAUAUUUUCAGACCCGAACCAGUUCCAAAUAUGGGAAUUUAUUAUUAUUGUUUAUUUUUUGGUUAAAGUUGAUUUACUUAGAUAUAUGAAACAUAUCUAUAGCACAUGGAUGUAUUAACACACCAUAUCUUUAAAAGAGGAAUUAAUGAAUUAUCAAUGUUUUGUGUUGUGUUUUCUCUCUUUAUUUAUGGAUUAUUUUCUGAGUGUUGUGAUGGGAAUGCUGUUUUUGUGAAGGAUUACGCCACCGACCUCCUCUUUCCAUUGAUUAUGAAAUGGAAUAACGAAGCCUUAGUCUUUAUACAUCUCCGACAUUUGGAUGUGUUUAUUUAUUAUUUUUCCAACUGAUGGAAUAAUUCUUAUAUUAUUUAAUUGAAAUCCAGUGGAAUAUGAAAUUCAGCCUGGAUUUAACCCUUUCCUGAGUGAGAAUGGAUUAAUUAAUCUGUUGUUGGAGUGAGAAUGGAUUAAUUGAUCGUUUGUUGAUCGAUUUGCAAUAUUUGCAAAGGAUAUGACAAAGGAUUUGUUUGUAUAGAGUGUUGGAUAUAACAAUGGUAUUCCCCCUCACAGUAUCUAUAUCCAAGGAGUGUAUUUACUUCAGGUCUGAAGACAAUGAAUCCUUUGACUCCUACUAUGGAAACAGCAGGUACCCUGGUAACCAUGGUGAUGAGAUGUACAGCAGGGGAAGACCAAGGGAGAGGUUUUCAGGAAGGGGAACAUUCAAAUCAUAUGAUAAUAGGGGUGGUUUCCAUGGGAGACCUAGAAUAGUAGACCAGUCCUCUCAAGAUGAGUUUGAGAAACCCAAACCUCCCCACUCUCCGACCCAUUCAACCUCACACAGUGGAAGUCGACACAGUAGUAAAAACAAGAAAGAAAAGCGGGUAUCUCGAUCAGGAAGUCACACCAGUAGCAGUAGCAGCUCCAGCGGGUCCUCAUCCAGCUGUGGUUCACGAUCUAGUAGUAGAAGUUCUAGUCGGGGUAGUACCACUCGAUCCCAUGCUUUGCCUCAAUCAACAUCAUUGGUCAAGAGCUAUCGCACAGAAUCCCAGGAGUCUGUUAACAGUGACAAGACUGGAGCCAAUGAUGAUGACAAGCGGCCCCGCGGAAUCUGUAUAAACCACCUACCAAUCAGAUCCACAGAUACAAGUUUGAGGGAUGGUUUGUUUCAUGAAUACAAGAAGUACGGAAAAGUCAAUGCCGUCUUAGUAGCAGGUGUGGGAGAGGAGAGAUAUGCCAUUGUCAGCUUCAGAAAACCUGAGGAUGCAGCAAAAGCAAUGUCUGCCUCACAAGAUAAAAUCUUCUUCGGUUCCAAGAUCAAAGUGAGCCAGCAUGAAGGCAUCGAGGUCGACGACAAUGAGUUCCGUCCCCCAGAAGCUGAGCUGGAUGAACACCACCCUAAGGCCACCAGGACUUUGUUUGUGGGCAACUUGGAGAAAGAUAUAUCAAACCAGGAGCUAAGAGAGAGGUUCCUCAAAUUUGGAGAUAUACUGGACAUUGAUGUGAAAAGGCAAGGAGCUGUGUCGGCAUACGCAUUUGUGCAGUUUACAGAUAUACGGAGUGUGGUGAAGGUGCUGAAGGAGAUGGAGGGGGAAGUGUGGGGCUCCAUGAAACUCAAGUUGGGAUUCGGAAAAAGCAUGCCCACAAACUGUGUCUGGCUGGACAAUGUUGAUCAGACCGUCCAGGAGAACUUUCUGAGUCGCCAGUUUGGUCGUUAUGGACAGGUGACCCACGGGAUCAUCGACAGAAUCAAGGGGAAGGCCCUGGUCUACUUCACCAAUGCUGAACAAGCUCAGUACGCUCUCGUGGAAAUGAGGAACAGAAUACUAAACAACAAGAAAAUUAUGAUUGACUUUGCCAGCAGAGACUGCCAAGUGGAAUUUUAUGAGCAGAUGGAAAAGAAUGGCCAGUUGAAGCCUGGUCUCCGUCCAGACGAGAGGAGGGGGUGGCUGUACAACCGACAGACCCCGGAGGGCCAAUGGGAAGCAAGCUAUGACAACCGAUCUGCCAAUUUUGUGAAAUUUACCAGUCCUGGUUUCCGAGGGCCACAGAGAUCUUCCAGAACGGCAGGACGGGGGGCAAGCCGCUACAAGGAGGACUUUCCCGAGGAAUUCAAGAGAACAAGAUCUUAUGAAGACUAUAGAUAUCCUGGGGAGUCGGAUGAUUUUGAGCAGGAUUUAAGAGCUUAUCAGAGGGAGAGACAGCAUGGAAGCCAGAGUCCUCCUCCCUAUGGAGAGGAUAUGUACAGUGACCCUGCCUAUCAACGGUCCAAGGAUUUCUACAAGUACGCUGAGUCCUAUCGCAGUGGAAGUCCUCACAGUGAGAGAACCUACGAAGGAUUCGAAUAUGAUAAAGUUCGCGGGGAGGAAAAAUACUACGGCAAAGAAAGAUCUGUCGCCCGCGAGCGAAGUCUUGAUGUGCAGUAUAACAGAAGCUGGAGUAGAUCCCCAUCUCACGGAGGUCAAAUUACUUUAACUAAGGAAACUGUGGGCCGCAACACUCCUCCUACUCCGAUGGACGAUGAGGCUCGAGACUUUUCGCGGGAUGUCAGCCCAGUGGAAGAGGGUCAAUCCAAGUUUAGUGACUCCAAAAAUAAAAGAAGGAGUGAAGACGAUUUCAACAUUUGUGAAGCGGAUAUAGCAGAGUUAUCGAGUCGAUCUAAAUUUACUGGUGUAUUUCAUAAGGAGCCGUAUGAAAGAAAGAGAUCGUAUGAAGAAAGUUUCAAUCAGGAUUAUAUGAAAUCUCCUCGGAAACACAACAGACAAUUAAUGUCUAAGUCAUCUGUGGACCGUAUUGAAAGUUCUAAAAGGGAUUUAUAUCAAAAGUAUCAGAUCAUUCAAUCGCGCAUUACAGAAAAACUCAAGGGUCGAAAUGAAAGCAGUCCCAGUUCGGCAAGUAGUGGAUCUGAGCCUGGACAAGUGAGUGAAGGCGGCGAACUGUCAAAUCUUCAGCAUGAGAAGGCUCUUUUACUUGAAAAAUUAAAGCAGUUGGAUAAGGAAUCUAGCACAAGUGAUAUUGAAGAAGCUUUUGACAUUGAAGAUCCGAGGAAAGUUCCAUCAAAACGUGCGAGACUAGAACCAAUGGGAGCUUGGGGAGAUUCUCAUCACCAACUACCGUCAGGAUUUGGUAGUGUUACAAACAAAUAUGAUUAUAGAGGAAUAGACUCAACUUCAAGUGUGAGAAAACAAGACAGUAUUCACAGUUUUGAAGAAAAGGAGAGGAAUAAAUCGUGCACCAGAUCAAGUGUUGAGGGAAGUGACCACGAGGAUUUUACUUCUUUAGUGUCUCCGAAGGAUGUACACAUUGGAUUUAUUAAAAAGAGAAAAAAGAGUGAACAUUCUGAGGAAAAUAACCGAUCCUAUAGAUCAAAGCAUGGUGAAGAAGAGGCUCAUGCUGGAAGUGAUACGGAUGAGUUUCGAAACGUUUCUAGAAUGGACCAAUUAUCUUCAAAUCCUGUGUUCAGAAGAUUGUCAAGCACUGACUCUUCAAGUCGCGCAUAUUAUCCUCACGAAUCUUAUAGUGAAGUGCAUAGACCUAAUGAAUCAGAUAUGUCGGGUGGUGAUGGAUUAUCUAUGUCCCAUUCGGAGGAGAGUAAGCAGCAUAAGAGAUCGGAUUCAACAAACAAAUCUCAUAGCCAUAGAUCUAAACACCGGCACAAAGAAGAGCAUCAGCCCACCAAGAUUCCUCUCGAGGAAGACUUUUCAAACUCAGAAAACCUGGAUCCCAGGAACCCUCACAGAAUACGUCAAUCGGUUUCUCUACCUCUGCCAAAAUUUGCCAAACUAGAUGCAAAUGUAAUGACGUCACCUGAUGUCAAUGAAUCACCCGUUAAUUCUAAAGCCGAGUCUCCGAGGUUUUCUUCUCCAAGCAGUGGAAGUAAAAACACUUCAUCCCCACAGAGAUCACCUAGUGAAUCGAAUUCAACCAAUUCCCAAGAAAAUCCUCACCAGGAAUACAUUCCUGAAGAAAAUCCAUCAGACUUGAACAAUGAUGCUGCUCCCAUGGAAUCUAUGGGAGAAAAGGGGGAAUUUGAUUCAGAUGGGAGUUCAGAACACAGUGACCACAAUGACAGUUUUGAAUUGGAUAAGAUCUCUCUAGAAGAGCGGAUUAGGAGACUUGAUGAAAAACUAAAUGCUGUUCCAGUACCUCAAAGCAGUACUAAACUAACCUCUGAAAUCAGCUCUCUGCCAACCAAUUCCACCGUGGUGGCAAAGUCGGAUCCCUUAGUGUCGUCUCUCUCAAGAACAGCCUUGUAUUCUAAAUAUAAGAUUAACAAAAAGGAGGCGACACCAGGAGCAGGGACAGAAGUAAAGCCUGGAGAAAACACUGAAGUCACCAGGAAGGUGACAUCAAGAUUCAGCAUUAUAGAUCAGGACACCAAGCGGUUACAGGACAAGAUACAGGAAAACUUCUCCCCAAAGUCCACACCACAUUUUGAUGAGACACAUAUAUCGCCUAUGACGCCACUUCGCACCAAAGGAGCUGUGAAAGAGAUGCCAGCACAAAUGCCACAUCUGGCUACAUUACCAGGGUCUUUAGCUGGAAGGCUAGGAAAUGGUGCUGCACCCUUUCCUACUCUAACAGUGACAACAUCAUCAACCAUCAGCAGGCCUGAUGAGGCAAUCGCUGUGGAUGUUUACAGUGCAAGCCCAAUGAUGAACGAUAGGCAGUGGCAGGUUGAAAGCAAUUCUCUCAAAACUCCAGUAAAGUCAUGGCAGAUGGAUUCAAUAUCAUUGCCCAAGAAUAGUUCUCCUGAUCAAAUCAGUAAAGAUAUGGCUUCAGGUCAUGUGUCUGAAGAAACUUCAUACAAACCAUUAAUAACACCAGCAUUUAAAAAGCAAAUGAGUGACAGUUUCCCCAAGACUGAUGAAAAAUCGUCUCCAAAAAAUUCACCAUUAGAACUUAACAAGUCACUUUCACCUUCACUGGAAAACAAAAGACAGUCUCCUGUUUCUAAUAUAUUGUGUCCAUCUCCAAAGUCUGAAGUCAAGUUACAAGAUGCUGGAAGUCAGAAAUCGAACCCAGACUUUUCCCAGUCCAACAGCUCGCAAACCUCAAAAAUGGAGAACGAUUUCUCUAUGGACGAGGGUAAGAGCUCUGACCUUUCAAAAGAAUUAAAGUUGGAUUUAUUGAAGGAAGAUCAAUUUGCAAAGACUGACAAAGAGGCGUUGGAUGAUUCCAUGGAUAUGGAAUGUGAAGAAUCAGAGAGCUUAGCUGGAAAAACAAAUCAUGAUACACAAGAAAUGUCCAAACCAAAGAACUCACCUCCAGUUGUGUUAACAAAGGCAGAAGUAAAAGAUAUGUCACCAGUAAGUUUAAAUGUUUCUGGAAAUAAAGAUAAGAGUGUAAAAGAGUCUCCAAAGAAACAAAAUUCAGAAAGUGCUGAGGACAUUACGGGUGUAAAUUCUACAGUGAUAGUUGGGAAACGGAAAGCUGAGACAGAUGAAUCUAGCAAACUUGAAAAUGAGAAGAAUAAAGAUUCAGUCACAGAACCCAAGUCUCUCAAUAAUAGUUCAGAUUCAGAAUCGCCGGACUUGGAAAAAACAACACAGGCAAAGAAACCGAAAAUUCACAAAACAGAAUCUCACAGCUCUGAAUUAUCAGAAAAAUUAGAGAAAUCAAGUAGCAGUUCUAAAACCAAAGACUCUCAAAAGAAAGAUAAGAAUAAAGAUUCUAAAAAGAAAGAAAAAUGUGAAGGAGACUCAACCAAAAAGGAUAAAAACCAUCAUGAAAGAAAAGACAAGGACAAAGAUGGAGGGAGAGACAAAGGCACUAGUUCGAGUUCUUCUAGAUUACUCUCAUCCAGCACUACCAGUAAAACAGAAAGUGAGAAAAACACCAAAACAGAGGAUAAGAAAGCCAAAUCUUCAAAGUCGGAAGAAAAGAAAACCGAGAAAUCCUCAAAAGUGGUGGGAUCUAGCAAGUCGUCAGAUGACAAGACAAAAUCUAGUGAGUUAAAUGACAAAAAUGUGAAGUCAACAAAUGAGAAAAAGUCAUCCUCAUCAGAAAAUAAAAAAGAUGCUGAAAAAGUGAAAAAAUCAUCUGACCCCUCAGCACAUCGUAAAGACAGCAAAUCCAGCUCCUCAAUGAAGCCUCCUAGUGAAAAAUCUAAAGAGAAAUCCAAGGACAGAUCCAGUGUUAAAUCAAAAGACUCUAGUAAAUCUGAUAAAAGUACAAAGGAUGGAACAAAUGAUAAACACUGCAACAAAACAAAGACAGAUGUAAAAUCAACUGAAAAAAUCACUAAAAGUGAAAACUCAACAUCAGCAGAGAAAAGUAAAGACGUUUCUGAAGAGAAGCAGAAGAAUGCAUUUACGAGUGACAGUAAUGCAAAGGCUGGGAAAUCGACUGAUGCUGAAAACAAGGGUAACAGCUCGCAUAGUUCAGAAAACAGUGAAAGAAAUGGAGAGAAAUCAACCAAUCCUGAUAAUGGAAGUUGUUCAAAUGCGCCAAGUGAUCAGUGCAAAGACAACAAACCGAAAGGCAAGCAUUCCACAAAUGAAAAAUCUGGGAAACCAAAGCAUAGGGAUGAAACACGAGUGAAAGCAAAAGAAAAACAUUCAACCUCAGAAAAAUCAAAGGACAAAGUGUCAAAGGAAAGUAAAAGUUCCAGCAAGAAAGAAGAAAAUAAGGCAGAAAAUGGAAAAGACAAUACAGAAAGAAAGACAGAGCCCAAAACUGAACAAACGGAGUCAAAAGCAAAACAAACAGAACCCAAUGAGAAGAGUGAGGAUAAAAAGUCUGAAAAUAGUGAUAGGAAAAUGUCAUCAAAAGAGAGCCAUUCAGAUUCGAAGAAGAAGCCCCACGAGUCUUCAAAACCAUCAGAUAAAAUGCACAAAUCCCACAAGCAGAAGUCCAGUAGUUCUUCUAGUGUAUCGGAGGAUGUUACAACCAGUGACACAAGUAAGAGUUCAAAAAGUGUUGAGAAAUCUAAAACGCCCAAAACUGAACACAGAAGUAAAAAUGACAAUGAUAAGACCGUGAAAAAGGAGAUUAAGGUCAGCAAGUCAGAAGAUGAGAAGAAAAAGCCAUCAAAGUCAUCUAAUGAGAAAAAGAAAUCCAGCAAAGAAAAUAAACCUAUUAAGUCUGUCACACCUAAGAAAAAAGACAAAAAGGAGGAAAAGAUAGAAGAGCACAAGUCAGCUGAGGUAGCCAAAAAAGUGGUGGCUGACGAUGAUUUUGAUUGGGAUGCUUGGCAAGAUGCAUCUAUGUAUGACAAGGUGAAAAGGAGAUCAACCAUCAAAGAUAAGGAGAGAGAACUGGAACAAAAUAGACAGAAACAGUUGGACCAACUCCAGGAACGAAGGCAGAAGAAGUCCAAGAGUUCAGUUCUACAGAGUGAUGUUAGCUCUACUAAUUAUUCUGAUUCUGAUGAUGUAGAGCAAAGCAAAAAACCCUUCAAUAAACGGAAAUCCAAGUCCAAGAAAAUUUACAGCUCAUCCGACACAGACUCGGACUUUAGGUCCAGUAUCUUUCCUUCAGAGAAAAAGCUGCAACCUCAGAAACCAAAAUUUGAUCCAUUGAAAAAAUCCAAAAAGGCAUCAGUUUUCAACAACAUUUAUUCCUCAGACUCAGAUGAAUCAACUGAUAGCAGCUUUACUGUUUCACCUGAAACCAAGAAGAAAACGAAACAUGUCAAGAAAGUGGCCAGUUUUGAGAGCGAUGAUGUGUUCUCUUCAAAGUCUAAAAAGUCUAGCAAAAAGGAUCAGGACAGCUUCAAAUCCAGAGUGUCGGCUAAGUCAGGCUCAGUGAAAAAGCAAAAUAUUUUCAGUAUAUUAUCAUCCUCUUCUGAUAUUUCAGACGAUAGUGAUUCAGAUUUGGAUUUCAAUAAGUUUAACAGGACGAAGGAAAAUAACAUGAAACCUUUCGAUAAGAAGAGCGUAACGCAAAAAUCCUCAGGUAGAAUUUAUUCUUCAUCUGACAGUGACUCGGUUGAAGAAGAGAGUAACAUUAUUCCAGUCCCCAAACCAAUUUCUGUGUCAAGCAAAGCCUCAAAGAACAAAACAAAAGAAAAGCAGAGAAAUCUAGAGGAUAACCUGAAGAAAAUGGGUGUAGGUGAAAACAAGUUUAUUGAGGAGAAAACAGCUUGUACAAUUGACAAAGAGACCUACAAAAGUCCAGUCAUCUCCCAUACAGCUCUUGAUAAAGAAGUGUGUGUGGAUAGUGUACUCGAAGCCGUAGAAAAGACAGAGAAGAACAGGAAGGACAAAAUGAAGAAGAAGAACAAGAAGAAAGAAAAGGAAAAUAUUCUGGUUGGAGAAGGCAAAUUAGAAAUUGGCAAGAACCAUAAGUUUGGUUUGUUUGAAAAAAUUGAAACUUUUAUGGCUCAAAGUAACUCAAAGGGGAAGAAGGGUUCACUGGACCAAAAGGCUGCUCCAGAGGAUAGUAAGAACAUGUUGAAAGAUGUCCCUGAACAUGUGGAAAAGCCAAAGGAGAGCAAGAAAAAGAAGUCGGACAGCAUGAAAGAAAGGGAAAUUAAAAAGCAAAUGUUGAUUUCGCCAAUCAUGUCACCUGUGAGUGAGUUUUCUGACAGUCUCAAUAUUGACAGUGUUAAACACGAGGAAGGUAGUGUGAUUGUCGAUGAGAUUCCUUUGGACGAGAAUUCGUUAUUGAUGGAUCAGCCCUGUGGUGCCGGUAGUGACAACGCCAGAAGUAUGUGGGAUGUUUCUGAAGUCAGAGAAAAAAUGAGCAGUGUGUCACCAGUAAUUGAUGAACAAGAAAAGUCGCCAGAGAAAACCUCCACAGAUAAUGAAGACAGUAAAGACCCCAAAGUGAAGAAAACGAAGAAAAAGAAAGUGGAUAAAGACAGUGAUGCAAGCUCGAAAAGCAAAAAGUCGGUUAAAUCAGACAAAGAUAGUGGGAAAGAGAAGAAAAAGAAAAAGAGUAAAGGCAAAGCUUGCUCUGAAGUGGACAAGACCAUUGACGAUGUCUCAAAGGGGAGAGAUAUACUGCUGUCAGAAAAUGGUGAAAGAGCAGAUUCACAUGGCAAGAAAUUGGAUAGCACAGCUACAGAUUUCUCAGACGUCGACUUGGACUUCAGUACACCACUGUUUGGAAAUUUUGUGCCUGAGAAAAUAAAACCAAACAGACCGUCUGCAAAGGAUAAGUCUGAAAAUGAAGAAACAGAGGGCGAGGUUUCCGAGGAGAAAAGGAAAUACGAUGAUCUAUUUGAUAUGCCUCUGGCAGAUGAUCUGAUGGACACUGGUAGGCAGGGUCCUGAAAACGUUGAGGAAUCUGCAGAUGGGGAGAGUAAAUCGUCUGAAGUUAAAUCUCAGAGCUCUGAUCAGAAAACACUUGAGUGUUCAGAUGCAUCAUUAUUCAAAAACCCGGAGUCUUCAUCAAAGAGCACCAAGAGCUCCAGUAAUGCUGAGUCCUCAUCAAAGAAUGCCAAGAGCUCCAAUAAGAGUGAGGGGAAAGAGCUGAAUGAUGUAAAAUUACCUAAUCAUGCUUCUAAGGAAGGGAAAGAUUACAUCACACCAGCCAAUUCAGUCAAAGCCAUGCUUGGUAAAGGCAGUGACAGUGCAAACCAGAAGAAAACUGCAGAUGUAUUUGACUUCCGGGAAGAAGAGGAAGAGGUAUUAGACAAACUCAAACCCCGCCAUGGCACAGAGAAAGAAAGCAGUCAAAAAUCAAAGAAAGCAUCGGAUUCCAGUAAGACUUCGUUUAAAUGGGACAUAAAUGAUAUAACAUCAAAAGAUACUAAACCCUCAUUUGAACCGAAGAUGACAAACAAAAUGGUCAAUCAUAAACAAGAGAGUUUGUUUGCAAGUUGGGCCAAAUCACUGGCAGAGAAAAAUGACAAGGAUCAAAACACCAAUACCUCAAGUGAAAGUAUAGUCAACAAACUGAAUAAGAAGUCAAAUGCUAUCAAGAAGCAACCCAAGGUUUCUGUCACUAGUGAAGGGAAAGAUGCAGAUCAUGACUUACAAUCCAAAUCAGUAGCUCAAACUGGACGUGAUGAUAGUUUUGUAGCUCCAGUGGAGGAGAAGAGUAAUGAAACCAAGAAGUCAGCAGUUGAAGAAAGUCAAAAGGAAACCAAAACUAAUGAUAAGAAACUGGAUGAGGUCAAUAUCAAAAUUGCAGAGACCAUUGAGGCUGUGUCUACAAUCCAGGAUCUGCAAAACGAAGAGAAGAGGGAACGGGAAAGCGAUAUGUUUGGUGACGAGGGGACUCUAGUGAUAGAUGAAACAAAUCCAUGCGUUCCUGAAGCCAUCACAGAGCAUCCAGCUGAGCAGGAAGCACCACAAGCAGACAGUGAAACUGCACUGGCCAUUCAGUCCAUAUUGGGACUAGAGGUGGAGGAUGCUACCAGUAAGUUACAGGAAUACACAGAACCCGAAGUUUCAGUAGAACCUUCAGUGCCUGACAAUACACCCACUGAGGGAAAAAUGGUGUCGGAGGAAUUGCUAGAGGAAACUCGUGUAGCAGAAAGUUUAAUUCCAUCUGCUGUCCAUCAGGAACCUGUGCAGAGUCAGCUGCCUCCUCAGAAUAUGAACUACUGCCCAGAACCUAUUCAGCAAGGUCCAGUUGCCAAUGUAAUGCCAUCUAAAGAGCAAGUUGACACAAUUUCACCUCAGAAGUUUGAUGACCAAAGGCAAAGGGGAAAGAAACAGAGGCCAGUGAAGACAGCUCCUCCUCAACCUGCUCCUCCUCAGCCUGCUCCUAUAGGAUAUCCUAAUGCUGUUAGUGAAGAAUGCCUGCAGGAUACACGCAAUAAAGAAGAUUCAGAUGAUGGGGCACUGCAUAUUGCUGAUAUUCCUCCUAUGUCACCUAGGGAAGCACAAGCCAGUGUCAUACAUCAAACACAUCAAACAUUGGAAACAAGAGAAGAACUUGUUGCUCCAGAAUUUGAAGUACCAGUACCUAGUGUUAAGAAAGCUAAGACUCGACGGAGGACGUCUGGAAAAAGCACAGAGGAGCUCAACUUUAUGCCUGUGAUCGACCAUAAUCAGCCACCUACCGUUGAUUUGUCUCUUUGUGCCCCAACAACAAGACCUGAACCAGAGCCAGAGUUAGAGACUCGUGUGGAAAUUCCAGGAUUGGCUUCUCCAUCUUUGAUGAUCAGUAACAAAGGAGAGGAUAAGGACAUAUCGAUGUCUGACUACACUGACUCGGAGAGAAACGAUGAUAGCGAAUUGGGAGGUGAAGAGACUAAGAGACCCCAAAGAGGAGGGUGUAGAAGAAAGAAUUAUAAGAAGAUGUCAGGCAUUUCGCCAAGAACCAAUUCUCCAAGAUCUAGAACUUCUCCAAGGUCACCGAGGGUAGCAUCACCCAAACAGCUCUCACCAAAGUCAGACAUUGCUGCUUCUCCAGUUGUGAAAAUAGAGCGCCUACCUUUGGCAAACAAAACCUUCAAAGCUGAUGAAGAACAGCCUCCUAAAGACAUUCAGCCAGCUCCAGCUCCUUCAACAGCAGUGAAAGAAAAUGUCUCCUUGAAAGACAUAAGGCAAGGAAAACCCUUGACUGCAGCUGUUGAGAUGGCACCCAAAGCACUAAAUGUCUACGAUUUUGAUGAUGUUGAAAGUGAGGAACAAAAUGCACCCAUUCUGAAGAGACGCUCUUCCAGUAGAAAGAAGAAGUCUGCGGAGGAAACUUUUGAGAGCAAAGAUACGGGUAAAGUCCUGAAAUCUGAAAUAAUGGAUACUGGCAUAAAAAUGACCAUAAGACCAACAGUAAGACAAUCUAAGGAAGCUGUGAAAGAGAAAGGAAAUGACUUUCCAAGGCUGAACGAGAUCCCGAUGGGUCACCCAGACCCUGUCCAGAGAGAGGUGGUACAUCCUGCUCACCCUGUGGAGGAGAAGAAGGCCAUCAAGCCAAGAGACAUCAUGAGUGCAGAGUAUCGAACCAGAACUAGUAGUAUUCCAAGCGCAAAGGAGAUGAGCAAGGUUCCAACAGCCAGUGAGCAGUCCCUGAUGGGUGCUCCUCAGCCAGCAAUGCCUCAAAUGAGUAAUGUUGAUCGUAUCAUUGACGAUGUUUCCAAAGGAUACUUUGACACACCUGACAAGGGCGAAGUGAGUUUACCUCAGCCAGCUAACAACAACUUUACAACCCCUCUGACUGUAGAGGUCAGUGCUUAUGAAAGGAAAAGAACCUCCAGUCGCGGGAGCUGUGCAGAGGAAUCAUUACUGAAGUCUCCGUCUAUGAAGUCUCCUUCACUCAAGUCGCCUCAGAUGUCGGCAGCAAAUCCAGCCUUCCAAAUGCCUACGUGUCUGGUCAAGUCUCCAGCCAACACAAUCUCACCAGUCAAUGCAAUGUACCCGGGACAAAGGAUUAGUGCAAUCAUGUCCAAUGCUGCUUAUCCAGGAUACCUUGCAGAUCUCCAGAACAGAGAUGCGAUGAGUCAUCUGAUGCCAACAACUCCCACUGUAUCCUCCUCUCCCAUAUCCACUCAGUCCUCUGUGAUUGGAACAAUGGCGAGCAAGCUGGAUGUGCAGGUGACAAUGACAUUGCCGCAGCUGGCCAAUAACAAUGGAGGAAUACCAGCACACAUGUCUAGUGCCCACGGAAACCCUGUGGUUACAGAAAAAGAAAUGGGCAUGAACUUAACUAAAAGUGCUAAUGAGUCUUUCCCAACAACUACAUGUAUGCUGAAUACCGUGUCCUCAACAGGCAUCGGGAAGUCUGUUAUUGCGAGUGCUCACUCCCAUCUAGUACAGGGUGCUAACAAGCAUUUAGCUAGUGUUGAAAUGAGUCCUCGUCGAACAGAGGCAAGUAAUUCUGGCAAGAAACAAAACAUGUCGGUUGUUAGUGCCACCAAAAUGCAGAAUAUUUCUUCUCACCUUCCCAGUCGGAAUGCAGAGAAGUCCAACGUUCCUUCUGCUGUUGCUAGUGGUGAACGACAGCAACAGAGCGUGUCCGCCGCUCCUACGUGUGUGGUUCAUCCAAUCACCACCACCUCACUAAGCAGGCAGCCCCACAACAUGCCAGCCAUGAUCCAGCCCCCGACUGGCGGAGAUCCCUUCUUCUCUGAACACAAGAUCAGAGAGGACAUGACCAAAGAGAAGCUGCAGCAGUUUCACAUGCAACUGAUGCAGGACUUGAAUCAGCAACAAUUAGCAAAAAUGAGUAAAGCUGCACAGAAGCAGGAGAUGUUCAAAGAAAAUACUCAGAGACCACCGAGUGCUCACAGUAACCAGCAUAAACAGUCACUCCCAGGCGACGCCCAUGUCAGACUCACACAAGAGCAGGCUUUUCUAUCAAUGCAGCAAGAAUUUCAGUCCCAGCUCUUACAUUCCAAACAAGGGUUCUAUACUCCAUCCUUCUGGGCUCACCAUCCUCAUCUACAGCCGGUGGGUGUGAAGAUAGAUGACAAGAAGGCGGAAGUGAAAACCACGUCACCAAGUCUAAAUCACCAACAAUAUAACAUCCUAGAUGCCAGCUCUCAGCACCCUCAGAUCAAAUCCCCAGCGUUGGCCCAGACAGCUCCAAACAUUCAUCAAAUGGGGCAUCAGCUGCCCAACAAUACUAGUCCUCCAAACAGUGCCAAUAAAAAGAUUCUGGAGAAGUCUAACACCACAAUGAGAUGGGGGAACGAGUUGGUGAUGUCAGCACAUGAAGGACCCAAGUCUCAACUUCCAUCGCACGAAGCACCAAGAGCAUCUCCAAGGGAGCACUGGGCUCAGCCAAGCAACAUGCAUCCCCAACCAGGACCCAAACCUGCCCACCAACAGUCAGAGGUUAACCCUCCCAUGUCUCAAAAGGAGCACAUCAAAAAGAAGAGGGCAGAGGAGCGAAAGCAGCAGGAGUUGGAGGAAUUACAUUUUCAGAGACAGAGAGAGCUACAUUUCAAACAACUUCAGAUGGAGCAAGCUGCCCAUCGUAAGGCGAGUGGGUCCACAUCCAACCAGCCCACUGACAUGAGGCAGACGGCCCAUGUUCCUGGGCAGCAGAGACCAGAUGGGCAGUUAGACAACAAGAACUUGAUGGACCCCCACUUUGUUCAGCAUCCUAUGUAUCCUGGUAUACCAGACUUGCGAAGACCUCCCUCUCAAAACCAAAGUGCUUUCACACCCCCAAUAUCUGGAACGGACAUUUCUCAAGCAAUUCCUGCCCACAAGAACUACGCUGAAAUUCAACAGCAGUAUCAACAACACCCACACUUGUACAACGUGCACAUGGAACGCUUGUUCUCAUCCAGACUACCCCCUCAUUAUCUGCCUCAGCCCGGUCUGCCCAUUCAGGAUCUGACAGACCCAGGACCAGCUGGUAGAAGUAGGUCCCCCCACGUACAGAACCCUCCAGUCCCUGCCCAGACCUCCAAACACAGGGAGCAGGGAGAGCAGCUGAGCCGAUCCAUGCACGACAACCCCAUGAACAUACCACCCCGGGCCAUCCAGGAGGCCCCAGCCCCACCCGGGGGAGAGGGCAGUCUGCUCAGUCUUCUGCAGCGUUAUCCUGUGAUGUGGCAGGGAGUACUAGCUCUGAAGAAUGAUCAGUGUGUGGUGCAGUUACACAUGAUCAAUGGAUUUGAACAGUUGGUGAAACUGUCCCUACCUCAACAAGGUCCAGACGGCUCGGUCCAACCUCUCCGGAUCGCUCAGAGAAUGAGGUUGGAGCCAGCACAGCUGGAUGGAGUCAUUAAACGCAUGAAGUUUGACAAUGACUAUUGUAUGCUGCUGGCUUUACCCUGUGGAAGAGACCAUGAUCACAUCAUUGAGCAGACGAGAGCGAUGACAACUGGAUUUAUUCAGUACCUGCAGCAGAAACAAGCGGCUGGGAUAGUCAAUGUAGCUGAGCCCGAGACCCAGCAGCCGGCCUAUGUGGUACACAUUUUCCCACCAUGUGACUUUUCACGCAGCACGUUGGAGCGGCUUGGGUUUGGGUUGAUGCAGCCUCUGAGGGAUUUGGCUCAUCUACUUGUGAUCAUUACGACUGUGGCAUAGAUAUAUGGAAGUGUUUAACAGAUCACCCUGUGAUUAACCUGAAAAAGACAACUCGGAUUAUUUAACAAAUCAGAGGAUGGAAUGUAGAUAUUAUUUUCAUUCUCUGUGUGUACUGGAGCGUACCUUUAAUUCUGUGGUUUCAGAAUUAAAAAAAAAAAUGAAACUUACCAGGCUUUUGAAAAGCCUGAACUGAAAAUCAUAUUUUGUUGAAAUAGGGCAUUUCUCUUUGUUGUGAGAUAGUGCAUUGGAUGUAUACUCUGAUGUUAUGUGGAUUAGCAUUUCUCAUGAACAAUUGGAUUUAAUUUCAUUGGAUUAUGAUAUGUUGAGUGCUUCUGUUGACCAUGUAUAGUGGAUGUAUAGUAACACUGCCUGGCUGUAGUGUUACCUACUAUUUAUUGCGGCCCUGGCCACUCUCUGUGUGGCAGGGGACCAUUCGUGGAUUCAUUAUUAGUGCUGUUGUAAAUACCCGUCCCUGUUUAUCCAAUUAAGGUCACAUUGACACGGUGCAGACGUGUGAGGAUUUCCCAUUGGCUAUGUACUCGUCAUGAAAAUCAUGUCAUUGAUGUAAAUUUGUGGUCCUUUUUUUUUUUUUAUUAAUAUCAUUAUUAAUAUAAAAUAUUAAACCAACAUGAUUGUAUUGUACAAAAAAAAUUGACUGUAUAGUUUGUAUUGUGUAAAAAAAAAAAGUGAUGACAAUAAUUUGUACAUACUAGUAUGCUUAUGGUGUUACAAAUAGUUUUAAAUGUUGAUAUAACUUAUAGUGUCUGUGAUAAGUCAAUUUCUAUGAAUUGUUUGAAUUAGUGGCUGGUACAGUGUGUACGUGUGUGUGUGUCUGUCUGUAGGCCACCAUGUGGAGUACCCGCCUCAGGUUUGGUGUUCCCUCUUCAUCCUUGUUAUGUGUAUGUGGAAAUCUGUAUGUGUGGAGUUUGUAUUUGGAGUCUGUAUGUGGAGUGUGGAGUCUCCUAUGUGCAGAGUUUCUAUGUGGAGACUGUAGGAGGACUCCACUAUUUGAGUGGUCACUGUGCAGUAGAGGUGAGAGUCAGACUCAGUAUGAACUUGUCUAAGGUCUGGUUUUUUCUGUAAUUAUGGAUUGACUUAAAAUAAUUCUCCAAUUUAUAAAAAGUCCUACAGAACAAAAUGUAGUGGAUUCCUAUUAUCAUUUGUAGAUUUUAUCAUGUGAAAAUUGGAACUUUUAACAAAAUAAUAGAACAAGCUGACUUCUGUAAGAAUUAUUGUUGACUUGUAUGCUUGGAUGUUCAUCAUGUCUCAGAUCUCAUAAAGGCAGCUAUUUAUCACUUGAAUGACAUCAUGGAAUGAUUGAAGAAGAAUGUGUUGUUACGAGUCUGUAGUGUGUGUGUGUGUCGAUAUGGUUGUCUGGUUUGUAAAACUGUUGAUUUGUGUGUACAAAUAGAAACUAACAAAUUUCCAUCAAAUCUUCUGUGCUGGUCAUUAUGAGGUUUAUCUUUUUUCAAAUUUUCGAUUUUACAAUUUUGAAAUGCAAAAAAAAAAAUUUUGGCUGAUGAUUGAAAUUUAGAUAAGAAGAAAAAAAUAGUUCAUAUCUUGAGAAAAGUUUUGUUUUGAUUGUUUGGUGCUAUAUUGUGAUACUUUUUUCUCUCAAGUAAUGGUGUUCGUCCCUCAGUAACAACCCAACAGUACCGUCUGUCCCAGACUAAAUUGCUUUAGUACAUCAAUCAUGAGCAUGAACCUCUGGCAAAGCAAAUAUAAUUCAUAUAUUCAACAAUUUUUUUCUUCAAAUAUUCCAGAUAUCAUAAAUUUGGUUUGGGUUUUUCUUAUUAAUCUGAAUUUACACAGUAAUAAAUGCAAUCGCAGAUACCUGGGGGAAGGAACGGCCAGACAUAGCUGGAUUUAAUGGUUAGAUCUAUCUUCCAUUGAGAGCAGAGUUUUAUUUUUGUAAACCUGUGUUAGUUUAACUAUUUUAUGUGGCUCAAUUGUAUAUAUCUCAUCCUCACUUUUGUCAAACUUUUCUUCAGAGAAUGCUUUAAGAGAAUAAAGUACAAGCUAAUGAUAUAAAAAUUA
This is a messenger RNA of Magallana angulata, 17040 nucleotides long. RefSeq names its product msx2-interacting protein-like. Lineage: Eukaryota; Metazoa; Mollusca; Bivalvia; Ostreida; Ostreidae. The transcript has 20 exons. Bases 676 to 15003 code for a protein of 4775 amino acids. The record is from RefSeq and is a predicted model, not a curated record. Gene Ontology annotation, biological process: regulation of transcription by RNA polymerase II. Gene Ontology annotation, cellular component: nucleus. Gene Ontology annotation, molecular function: mRNA binding.